GUCCCUGGGUCCCGCCGCCCCGGCUCUGUGGGCUGCACUGCAGGGCAGGUGGAGCUGUCCUGGGAGCUGGCUGGACGGCUCCGUGGGGCCCCCUCACGCCGGACCGUGUGGGGCCUGAGGUGCCCCCAGGACCCCAGCCACCAUGGCUGCCCGGAGGAGCCCCUGGUGGUUGCUGGGGUGGCUGGCCUUGGUGCUGGCUGCCCGCCUGCAGAGCCUGGCGGAGAAGUCCCCGGGUGCCUACUUCCUCCCGGAGUUUGCGCUGUCCCCACAGGGCAGCUUUCUGGAGGACACGACAGGCGAGAGGUUCCUCACGUACCACGACGACGACCAGGCCGCCCGGGACAUGCGCUCGGGUGAACGGGAAGACAGCAACUGGGACGCCUGGGGGGCCUGGAGCGACUGCUCACGCACCUGUGGGGGCGGGGCCUCCUACUCCCUACGCAGGUGCCUGGUGGGCAGAAGCUGCGAAGGGCAGAAUAUCCACUACAAGACGUGCAGCAACCACGACUGUCCCCCGGACGCCGAGGAUUUCCGCGCCCAGCAGUGCUCCGCCUACAACGACGUGCCGUACCAGGGCCGCCACUACGAGUGGCAGCCGCUCCCGGACGACCCCAAGGCGCCCUGUGCCUUGCGCUGCAGGGCCCGUGGCCAGAGCGUGGAGGCCGAACUGGCCCCCAAGGUGCUGGACGGGACCCGCUGCCGGGCCGGCUCUCUGGACAUGUGCAUCAGCGGCAUCUGCCAGGCGGUGGGCUGUGACCGGAAGCUGGGCGGCAGCGCCAAGGAGGACGUCUGUGGCGUGUGCGGAGGCGAUGGCUCCGCCUGCCGGCUGGUGCAGGGACAAGCCAAGGCCCACGUGUCCCCUGAGAAAAGGGACGAGGCUGUUGUCACCGUCCCACUGGGCAGCCGAGGUGUGAAGAUCUCCGUCAAGGGCCCGGCCCAGCUCUUCAUUGAAUCAAAGACCCUGCAGGGGAGCAGAGGUGAGCACACCUUCUCCAGCCCCGGGCUGUUUGUGAUAGGAAACAGCACGGUGGAGUUCCGGGGCGGCCCCGAGCGGCAGGCCUUCCAGAUUCCGGGGCCCCUGCAGGCUGACUUCCUCUUCAAGACCAGGCCCCAGACGCCCAGGGAUGGCGUGGUGCACUUCUCCUUCUACCAGCCCAUCAGCCACCACUGGAGGCAAACAGACUUCUUCCCCUGCACUGUGACCUGUGGUGGAGGCUACCAGCUCAGCUCGGCCGAGUGUGUGGACACCAGACUGCAGCGCGUGGUCCCCAACCACUACUGCCACUACUACCCGGAGAACGUGAAGCCCAAGCCCCGGCUGCGGGAGUGCGGCAUGGAGCCCUGUCCGUCCAGCGACGGCUUUAAGGAGAUCAUGCCCUACGACCACUUCCAGCCCCUCCCUCGCUGUCUCUCUCUAAGAAAUAAAGAGCAUUUAAAAACAAAUAAACAAGAGAAAGCAGAAAGCAGCUGGGGCCCAGGGCUGUGCUGGCGUCCGUCUCUGUGUCUGAGUAACAGGUCGUGCCGUGUGCUUGCUCUGAGCUGGGAGCACAGCCCCUGGACGGCGUGCUCGGCCUCCUGUGGCGGCGGGACCCAGCAGCGCAGCUCCGUGUGCGUGGAGGAGUCGGCGCAGGGCGAGGUGCUGCAGGUGGAGGACUGGAAGUGCAUGUACACGCCGAGCCCCCAGGCCACGCAGCCCUGCAACCUCUUCCACUGCCCCCGGUGGGCCGCCCUGGAGUGGUCGCAGUGCACGGUGACCUGCGGCCAUGGGCUGCGCUACAGGGUGGUGCUCUGCCUGGACCACCGCGGCCAGCACGUGGGCGGCUGCAGCCCGCAGCAGAAGCCGCACGUCAAGGAGGACUGUGUAGUGUCCACGCCCUGCCACAGGCCCAGAGAGAAAAGUCCGGUGGAAGCAAAGCUGCCUUGGCAGAAGCAAGCUCUCAAGCUGGACCAGCCCAGGACAGCCCCAGAGAAGCCCACGUUUGUCCCUGAGCCCUGGUCUGCCUGCAGCAGCACCUGUGGCCCCGGCAUCCAGGUGCGGGCAGUGCACUGCCUGGCACAGCUCAACUUCACACGGGCAGAGGCAGAGCUGCCCACCGAGGAGUGCCAGGGCCCUGCGCCGCCCACCCAGCGGCCCUGCCUCCUCCGGGCCUGCCGCCAGAGCCCCUCCACCCUGGAGCCUCCCCGCCCGACUCACGGCCACAGCCGGGCCACCUACGGCUGGGAGUACGCCGGCUUCACGCCCUGCUCCACCACCUGUCUGGGAGGCUCCCAGGACGCCAUAGCCGUGUGCCUGCACAGCCACACCCAGCAGACGGUCAACGACACCUUGUGUGACGCGGCCCACCGGCCCCCCGCCAUGAGCCGAGCUUGUAACACGGAGCCCUGCCCACCCAGGUGGCGUGUGGGCCCCUGGAGAUCCUGCUCGGCCAGCUGCGGUGUGGGCAUCCAGAGCAGAGAUGUGCAGUGCCCGCACCCCCCCAGACCCCCCGGGCCCCCCGGCGUCCUGCCCUCCUGCUCUGGUGAGAAGCCCCAUGUCCUGCGUGCCUGCAGCCAGUUCGACUGCCCGCCUGCCUGGCAUGUGGAGGACUGGCAGCAGUGCUCCAGGACCUGCGGCCUGGGCGUCCAGCAGCGCAGGGUCACCUGCCGGCAGCAGCUGAUGGGUGGCAGCCUCCAGAGCCUGGCGGACGAGCGGUGCCCGCGCCCCCCUCCCGCGUCCCGCAAGGCCUGCGCCCGGGCUGACUGCCCACCCCUGAGGGCCCUGGGGGGCUGGUCCAAGUGCUCUGUCAGCUGUGGGGUGGGGACCCAGAGCAGGAAGCAGGUGUGUCAGAGGCUGACUGCCCAAGGCCGCCGCGUCCCCGUGGAGGAGGCGCUCUGUGGGGGCCGUGCGAGGCCCGCUGUGGUCGUGAGGCCCUGCCAAAUGCCAGCAUGCGAGGGCGCUGCCGCGCGGGGCCCCGAGGUGCUCAUCCAGACGCGGGUGCAGGGGCGGGUGCGGCUGACGGUGGGCGGCCAGGCCUACCUGCUUCCUGGGGCCUCGGUGUUGCUGCGCUGCCCCGUGCAGGGCUUCCGAGAGGCCGCCGUCCGCUGGGAGAGGGACGGCCGCCGUCUGCCACCAUCCCCGAGCCUCCGUGUCACGCCCGCUGGCGCCCUGCUUUUCCGAAGCCUGGCGCCGCCUGAAGCCGGCGAGUACUGGUGUGUGGCGGGUGCAGCCCGGGCCUCCAUCGUCCUCCGGCUCCUGGGCCCGGCGCUGGACCGGGAUGCCCCGUGGAGGCGGGUGGUGCUGGAGGCCGGGCAGCCGCUCCUGAGGACCCUUCUGGGCCCCCAUGGUCUCCCUGAGGGCACCCAAGGGCCCCGGGGGCCGGGGUACGCCCAGCUGGAGGCGGCGGUGAGACAAGGUGCCUUCCGCAUGGACGCUGCCCAGUUUGAGGAGCUAACCAGGAACCUGAGCCGGCUGCUGCCCCCAGGGGAACCCCCCGACGGCCUGGCUGCCCAGCUCAUCUUCCAGCUGGUGGCCGCGCUGGCCGCUGGACCCUGGACGGACACCGGGGGAGACAGGACGCCCGCCGCCCAGCUGAGGGGGCACACGGCACACGGGCCCCGAAUCCGCCAGGUGGAAGCCCCCCACGGGCUGAACCUCAGGCCAGCGGGACCCUCGCUCGCUCAGACCCCCCAAAUCUCCCUUAAUGAGACGGUGGAGUCCAGAGUCGGGGAGCCCGUGUACCUCACGGCCGGCACCCAAGCCGUCUCUCUGCGGUGUGAGCUCCAUGCCCCACCGGGGGCCACCUACACGUGGACCAAGGAUGGGGCGCCCCUGCCCCCCUCAGAGAGGGUCUCCUGGGAUGGGCUGGGAGAGCUGAGGAUCCGGAGCCCCCGGAGAGAGGACCAAGGGACCUAUGGGUGCACCUCCUCAGCUGUGCUGGGCACCACCCGACACUCCACUCUGCUGUUCGCAGAGGCACCUGUCAUCUUAUCUAUUGAAAGAAACAUCAGCAGGCCGGAGCUCAGCCACCUGUCCGUCGUGGUUGGAGGCAUGGUGGAGGCAGCUGAGAGAACCACUGUGAUGAUCCAGUGUCCUGCCAAAGGCGUGCCUGUCCCCACCAUCACCUGGCGCAGGCAAGGAGCCUCUCUGGGAGAUGCCAUCUCUCUCCUCAACGGGUCCCUGCUGGUACAGAGCCUGUCCCCCCAGCUGCAGGGCACCUAUGUCUGCAUGGCCAGCAAUGUCCUCGGCGAGGCCACGGCUGCCUCGGCGCUGGUCCUGCUGGAACAGAGGCCACCCGUUGGCGACACUGUGCUUCCCGAGGCCCAGAGGAAGCUGCGGCUGUGGGCGCUCGGCCUCCGUCGCCCGGGUGCAGAGACCUUCUGGGAGCCAGGGAACUGGACGCACUGCUCUGCCACCUGUGGCCACCUGGGCGUCCGCCUGCAGAGACCCCGGUGCAUGAGGGCCCUCGGGCAGGAGGUGCGGGAGGCACUGUGUGCACACCUGCAGAAGCCGCCCAGAGCCCUGAAUCCCUGCCACACCCGGGACUGCCCGGCCAGGUGGGUGACGAGCGCAUGGUCCCCCUGCUCUGUGUCUUGCGGUGACGGUGUGCACGGCCGGCAGGUGACAUGCAGGCGCACCAGGGCCGAUGGCAGCGAGCAGGAGCUGGCGCCUCAGGCCUGCAGCCCCAGCGACAGGCCCCUGGGGAGAAGGCCCUGCUCUAGCGCCCCCUGUGCUCAGCAGGUCCUGAGAGCAGAGGGCCAGUGUCCUGCACGUUGCCGGGCCCCCAGGCUGCCUCCCGCGGUCUGUCCACACAGAGUCGACUCAGGCUCCGGCAGCGAGGACCACAGGCCCGUGAGGGGGAACUGUUCGGCCUCGACCUGCGAUGGGUGCUGGCGCCUUGGGCCCUGGAGGUCCUGCCUUGCUGCCUGCCCUGGGGGCAUCCAGUCACGCAGGGUGGACUGUGUCCAUGCCGGGAGCUGCCGGCUGGUGGCCGAGGGCCGCUGCGUGCUCAGCAAGAAGCCCACCUCCUGGCGACGGUGCCCAGGCCUCUCACAGGUAGCUGCGCCUGCACCUGCCAGCACGGAGCCCUCCUAGCGCCCACUGCCAGGCUCCACCCACAGAGCUGCCGUCAAGAUUCCACAACCCUGUCGAGCUCCUCCCCCCACCCCCGUGCCUCUCGCCCAGUGUCCAGGCCUCGGAGGAGGGAGGAGGCAGGGCCGCCACUGGCCCUGGCUGUGCAUGGGGAGCCAGAGCUGGGGCCAGAACUGACACAGCAUGGCCACCAUCCUGUCCCGGAUGCCCGGGGCCUGUCCCCCAUGUGCCGUCUAACAGCAUCUCAGGUCAGCUGUCCUGGGGCAGCGUGGCAGCCUGCUGCCCACGCUCACCUGCCCUCACCUGGGGAAAGGCUCUCUCUGCACAGCCCCCCAGGGAGCCACAGGGGCUGCUGGACGCCCUGCAGAGGGCGUCCAGCACGCUCCCACAAGUCCCAACUCUGUGCCUCUGCCUGUGGCUGACAGAGGCUCCUAGGGCAGCACUGGGGAGGGAGGCUGGAUCCCUGUGUCUGAGGGUCCACAUCUUUACGCGCUGUGAAUGACCCAAGCUGACGACUGGAGCAGACAGGAAGGCCGAGGCUCAGCCCAGUGCCCUGAGGACUUGUCUUCUGGAACACUCGGAAGGCAGGACAGCAGACAGCAGGAAGAACUGUCCGUGGGGGACCCUCGGCCUCCAACCCCUAGACCCCUGGCAGAGAGCCGUCUGUCCAGGCUGGUCUGUCCUCCCUCUGCUGUGAGCCAGUGUUUGCUCAAUUCAGGGUGAGGGAGGGAGAGGAUGAGGCUGGGGCAGGCCUGGGACUGGCUGAAAGACUGGAAGUCGAGGCUGGGAUGGGUCUAAGGGUGACGGGUGGGCCCGCGUCGGGGUCCGGCAGAGCUUGGUGAGGAAGGCUGGGAGGAUGUUAAUUAGCAGAGUGGGGGGGCUCCUUACGUACACCCUGUGGGUCAUGGCUUUAGCUGGUGCACAGCCCCCCGAAGUGGUUGGACCCUGGAACCCAGGGCCCCUGGCAGCCACAGCACCACAGAGCAGUUCUUACUCUGUUGUGUGGAGAGAGGGAGGGAGAGACGCCACAGCUUGGCUCCAGCCUCCCUGGAGUCCUCCCUGAUGUUGUCCACGGUGCUCCUGAGUGGUGCUGGGACUCAGACCCAGGACUUUGUGCACCGUGAAGCAUGCGCUCUACCAGGGGAAGCCAGCUGGCAGCCUUCCAGCUUCAUCGCUCAGUCACAGAGUAGGAUGUGGCCCUGAGCAUGGCCGGCGGGUGCACUGCCUGCCCUUGCUGGUGGAGCGUCUUAGAUCAAGGCGGCCCCUCCCCUCCGUAGGCUGCUCCUUGUACACACGGUUGGUCCCACCUGCUUUAAAGGAGCUGUACUCCCCACGCAGCAGACAGAGCGGGCCUUGCGGGGGGGGGGGGGGUCCUCUGGGGAGCUGCCUUGCCCAGAGCUGCCCCUUACUGUGUCUGGCGUGGCUGUUCUGCCCUUGGGAUGAGGCUUUUCCCGGCGACGGUCCUGUGUACUGUGUCACCGCAAGCUGCUGUCAUUUCCCCAGAAAUAAACAUCCUCGGCUA
Molecule: messenger RNA, 6590 nt
Organism: Erinaceus europaeus (western European hedgehog)
Lineage: Eukaryota; Metazoa; Chordata; Mammalia; Eulipotyphla; Erinaceidae
Gene: ADAMTSL3
Product: ADAMTS like 3
Exons: 30
Coding region: 143-5071 (1642 amino acids)
Biological process (GO): extracellular matrix organization
Cellular component (GO): extracellular matrix
Molecular function (GO): metalloendopeptidase activity
Source: RefSeq, a predicted model, not a curated record